UUGUCUUCGCCGCAGGUGUUGUGUGAUUGUAUUUUAUAUGUGAUUUGUGAUUUUUACUGUGAAUGAAUGUUUGUUUGGUGCUGUGAUUGCUUGGAAUGUGAGUGUAUUUGUUUUCAUAUAGCACUCAGGUAACAUUAUGGCUGGAGCAUCUUAUACUCAAGAAGACGGCGCGCUUGAAGACUGUGUUCUUUCUGUGUUACUUAACCCUAUUCGUGAUCUGACAGAGAAUUGGGAAAUUAAUUUGGCACGAUACCUUCAGGAAUACCAUGACUUGCUGGUUGAAAAUAGUUUAAAUGCUCAGGAAAUACUUAGUGCCAUCAAUUUUGCGAAAGCUGCACUCGUCAUUCAAAAAUCUGCUGACAUUUAUGGGAAGAAAGUGGAUUACUUGUGGCAGAUAUUGCAUAAUGUUUUAGAUACCAUUAGGAACCAGAGAAAUGAAACUGACCCUGCAAAACCUGGUGCACCAACGAAGAAAGGCAAGGAGGUGAAGGACAAUGCCCAUGUUUCUACAGAAUUCUGUUCUUUAGAUGAUGAAUAUGGCGCUUCUGCUGGGGACAUAAACAUACAAGCACGCGAGACACGCAGUAAGGUCAAGCUACUUCCCGUAUACAAUCCGCAGCUAGAUUCCUUUCUGAGUGUAAAGAAAAUAGAACUUUAUGGGCAGAGGGGUAACGCAGUCGGUAAUAAAUAUGAUUUCAGAGUCAAUAAAUACCUGUCAUCCACUGGACUGUUAAUUAGUGAACCAGAAUUAAACCAGUGUUCAGGCGCACUAGAAUAUGAUUACGAUGAGUUAUCAAGCCCUUCACCGGAACCUGCAAUUGAACAACAUGAAACUAUUCCAAUGGAAAUUGAUCCAGAGCCUGUCGAAAAUUGUGCCAUCGAAGUAUGCACACUAGCAGCCACACCAAGUCGAGAAGAAAUAGUUGAAGUUGCAACAGAUCAAGAGCAUGAGAAGAACAAAGCAGAAAAUUCUAGGAAAAGGGGGACUGCAGAGGUUGUUAAUGAGAAUCGUACUGGAUGGGAUAGCAUUGUGCAAAAAGAUGAGAGAGAAAGAGAACUACAACCAAGACCUACAGUUCAUAUGCCAUCUGCCACUGAGUACAUUUCAUCUGUAUUGCAAAAGAGACCUCCUGCUGACAAUAACGCAGGUAUGGAAAGAAACAAAAGACCACCUAGUUUUUUGUCAUUUUUUGCAAAGGAUAUAAUUUCGAAAGGGAAGAAAAAAGUAUGUUACUUAGCCUUUCAAGAAUAUUGCUGUUUACCGGAGCAGAAACGGUCUAAAGAAUCAGUCGAAUUAAAUCUAGACGAUGUUAUGAGGGACGUGGCUAGCGAAUUUGGCGAAGAAGACUUUUGCGGAUUUGAAGAGCCUGUGAUUCUUGAAAACGAGGACGACGUUAAUUUCGAAGCGAAUGAGGUCGAUGAACUGCCACUACUCGAAUGUUUACCUCCACCAUCCGACGUGCCUGCACCAAGUUACGCGGAAUUUGUUAGAGAGGCAAUUGUCGUUCCAGCAGUAACAGCAGAGGUCGCUGAAAGUAUAACACAGAUUGUAAAUGAAUGGCAUGAUUCCAUAAGACAUAUUUUGAAGGCAUCACAGGAAAGAGGUCAUUUUAAUAUUCAUAAAUAUUGUGAUUUAGUGCUUUCUCGAUUCCCACAUACGGAGGAACACCCAGUUUUGCCUUUCAGUGAUAUAGUGGGAAAUGAACCAGUCGAAAAUGUUUCGCGUUAUUUCCUGGCAACUCUUAUGCUUGCCAAUGCGUAUAAUGUGGAAAUAAUAAGGACCAUAGACGACCCUCUAGCAAUGGACUGUAUGAGCGCCAAGCUUCUUACGAGAGUAAGAGAUAAUGAACUCUUGAAAGAGAUGUACGAGUGAAUUCAUCCCUUUACAAAUGAUUCUCAAGGUGACAUUCUGAUUUCCAUUUUAAUGUCUAGAUUCAUCAGAACUUCACCUCUGGAACGGUAGUUAUUCUGGCGCAUAAAUUUGUUUUUACAAACACGUUAAUUGUUUGUAAUACUGUACCAAACUGAAAAAGGCGUCAUAAAAUCGUGUUGAAGUAAUUUAUUUUUAGAGUUUUUCUUUUUAAAUUUGAAAUGAGCCUGUCGGUUAUGUGAAUGUAAGUUCGUUACGUCACACGGGCUGUGCGCAUGCGCCAGCUAGCGGCUUCUACCGCUCUGUGUGUAACAUUCGCGCCAAAAUAGUUAUCUGGCUAGGCGUUGUACGUGUGGAUUACUGUUCUGAACAUGCCGGCGAGAAAAGGAAAACGCUCAGCUACGAAGACGUCCGCCGCAGAAGCAGCUAAAACGGCAGAAUCUACAGAUGCAGAACAAAAAAAGCCUCGUAGAAGUCCUAAAAAGUCUCAAGCCCAGCCUGCAUCACAAAACGUGGAGGAGGCUAAAACUGCAACUACGUUAGAGGAGGGCGAACCUGCACCUAAGAGGGCCAGAGGCAAGCAGAAGGAUAAAACUGAUGUUGCAGAUGGCCAAGAAUCGAAGAACACUCCCGAAAAACGCGGAAGAGGUAAAACUGAGUCACCAAAUAAACCAAAAUCUGGUGGUGAGGCACGUAAGUCAGUAGCGAAGAAAGGAUCGCCACGAGUUGCAGCAAAACCUAAACGAGGCGCGAAAGCCCGGAAAUCUGGUGGAAAAACUGCCUCUGCAAAGCGCAAGUGAUUUCAUGUUGAAUCAUUAUCCAAAAGUUAUUAAGGCACACUUUUCCUGAAGGCGCGUGGAUAUUUCUAUGAUUGCAGAAAAUUUUACAACUUCAGUAAUAUACAAUAUUACAGAUGAACUUUUAGUACUAAAAUAUGUCUGUAAAGGACAUAGUUCACUCUUUUUUAUAUAAUUUGUGUAUUUCAUGAUUGAGUGGCUUUUGUGUAAUGGCCACACUUGAAACCAUUUGUUACCAGAGUAUGAAAUAGUAGAAAAACAAAAAUGUAAUAUAGCGUAUAAAUAAGAUGCAGCAUACCUUCACUUUUUAAUAUUGAUGAUAGAAACAAUAUUUUGAUAUUAAUGACAUCUUACCUAGAGAGAUUGUAAUAUAUUUGCAUGAUAAAUACAGCUGUACUGGCCUGAG
Schistocerca serialis cubense is the source of this 3073-nucleotide messenger RNA. Its product is annotated as condensin-2 complex subunit H2-like. Gene Ontology annotation, molecular function: chromatin binding. Lineage: Eukaryota; Metazoa; Arthropoda; Insecta; Orthoptera; Acrididae. Bases 137 to 1873 code for a protein of 578 amino acids. Gene Ontology annotation, biological process: meiotic chromosome condensation; mitotic sister chromatid separation. The transcript has 2 exons. Gene Ontology annotation, cellular component: condensin complex; nucleus. The record is from RefSeq and is a predicted model, not a curated record.